This is a messenger RNA of Cicer arietinum (chickpea), 1447 nucleotides long. RefSeq lists its product as uncharacterized. Lineage: Eukaryota; Viridiplantae; Streptophyta; Magnoliopsida; Fabales; Fabaceae. The record is from RefSeq and is a predicted model, not a curated record.
CAUUUCUAACCCGGAACACGUCCGAAGACAACCACAAAAAAGAAAAAGAAAAUAAAAAACAGAAAUGAUUUAACUGAAUUGAAUUUAAUAUUAUUAUUAGUUUUUGGUGGGAUGAAUAGGAAUGGGAAUGGGAUGAUGGAGGCAAAGCAGUAACGAAUCGAUGAGAACGAAGGAAAGUGGUGUGCAGGAAUCGAAUGAUAAUAACAACAAGAAGAUAGAAUAUUAUUUAUUGCUUCUGCUAUGAAAUUGAAAUUACUUCCAUCAACAUCCCAUUCAUUAGCACUACUCAAUGCUUCUUCUUCUUCUUCUUCUUCCUCCACUCGCAGGCACAGUCACAUUCACAGACACAGUGUCAAUAUCAUAGCCGCCAAAAGCAAGAAGCAGCAGCAGCAUCAUGCGCCUCAGGGUUCUAAACCACCACCACCUCGAAUCACUUCUAACGCCAAGCAAAACCUUCGCUUCCUCAAAAUAUGGAAGGAGUUCCAAAAACGAAAGUCUAGCACUCCUAGACCUUCCACCAGUUACCGUAAAAAGAAGGCGGAAAAGGAGGAUGUUGUGGAGGAUCACACUGGCCUCUAUCGCGAUCCCACCUCCUCCCUCUACUACACAAACCAGCUGGGUUUAAUUGACAAUGCUGUCCCUGUGUUGCUUGUUGAUGGCUAUAAUGUUUGUGGAUAUUGGAUGAAGCUCAAGAAACAUUUUAUGAAUGGAAAACUUGAACUUGCUCGCCAAAAGCUAAUUGACGAGCUUAUAAACUUUAGUAUGCUCAGAGAGGUCAAAGUGGUUGUUGUAUUUGAUGCCAUGAUGUCUGGAUUCCCCAAUCACAAGGAAUAUUCUGCUGGUAUCGACGUUGUUUUCUCAAGUGAAUCAUCUGCUGAUACAUGGAUUGAGAAAGAGGUUUCAGCUUUAAAAGAGGAUGGUUGCCCCAAAGUCUGGGUUGUCACUUCUGAUCACUGUCAGCAGCAAGCAGCACAUGGAGCAGGAGCCUUUGUUUGGAGUUGCAAGGCAUUGGUUACUGAGUAGAUCAAGGCAUCUCAAAAGGAGGUUGAAAUGAUGCUUCAAGAGCAAAGAUCCACUUCUUUUCAAGGUAGAUUGUUGAAGCACAAUCUUGAUGCAGAAGUAGUGGAUGCUCUGAAGAACCUGAGGCAAAAACUCUCUGAAAACGAGUUGAAGUAGAAUAUCAAAUUAAAAAUCUAGUCAGAGAAUUUAGUUUCACAAGUUAAUAGGUUUUAAAUUAUAGUCUGAGGUUAAAGAUGUUUUUUUUUGGGAUGUUAGCAUGCAUUUAUUAUUUACUUGGAACCCUUCAACAUUUUGGUUGGUUAAUUUUUUUAUGUAUAAUGACACAAUAUGAACUAAUUGAAACAGACACUCUGUGUCUAUCGAAACUGAAAUAUUGUAAUUUGUAAAUACUGGUGCCAUUUCAUAUCAAGACAAACAUUCUUAAGAA